Messenger RNA from Rhopilema esculentum, 4454 nucleotides. RefSeq names its product exostosin-1a. The record is from RefSeq and is a predicted model, not a curated record. Gene Ontology annotation, cellular component: membrane. NCBI's taxonomy places the organism in Eukaryota, Metazoa, Cnidaria, Scyphozoa, Rhizostomeae, Rhizostomatidae. Gene Ontology annotation, molecular function: glycosyltransferase activity.
CACGAUUGUAAGAAGAGUUCUAGUGUUGUAAUCGAACUCGAAAGCUUUUGAAGGCAUGUGAGGGAAUGAAAUUGCCUGGAAAUUUUAUUAUAUAGGCAAGCACACAUGAUUCCUCUCGUAGAUAAAUGCAAUCAAGAAGAAGAACCAAUCUGAGAAAGGCAUGGGGGCUGUUUUUAUUGGUCGUGACCGCUCUGUUUUUUAUUAUUGUAAAUUCUUUGUUCAAUAUUACGAAAGGCCUUUUUCAAAGAGGAACAUUGGAAAGGACUGUUUUCCUUUUGGAGGCAGCAGUUGAUAGCGACAACGCACAAGAAGUACAACUGAAUGAGUUUCUUUCCUUUGGUAUCAAAGAUGAAGUUAAAAUUACUAGUGAACAAUUGCAAUGCCGCUUUUCAUCGUGCUUCGAUUUAUCUUCUUGUAGAUCGGGGUUUCGUGUCUUCUCCGCCAACCCCACUCCCCAGGAUCUGAGAGAGAGAAUCCGAUCCCCUGUCUACGUAAAAUUGCUUAUGUCCAUUCGCCAAAACAUGUAUUACACUCCAGAUUCUUCAGAUGCUUGCUUGUAUGUGCCGACUACUGACACUAUUGAUCGUGACAGGCUGAGUAAAGACUUUGUUCGGAAAGUAGAGAGAAGGAUGAUACAACGUGGUAUAUGGAAUAGGAAUGGUAAAAACUUUAUGAUAUUUAAUUUGUUUUCUGGCACUUGGCCUGACUACAAUGAGAGCCUAGGCUUUGACUACGGUGAAGCAAUGAUCGCUAAAGCAUCGAUUUCACAGGAAAGGCGUAGAAUGGGGUUCGAUGUCAGCUUGCCACUGUUCAAUAAACAGCACCCUCAAAUCCCAAGAACUUAUGGUUGUGAAGAUUGUUUAUUUCCAAUUGAGAGAAAAUACAGAUUGGCUUUUAAAGGAAAAAGAUAUCUCUUUGGUAUUGGCAGUGAAGUAAGGGAUAUGUUACACCUUCUGCAUAAUGACAAGGAUAUAAUCCUGCUGACUACAUGUAAACAUGGCAAGAACUGGCAGGAUUUUGCCGAUACACAUUGCUUUAGGGACAAUAAGCUUUAUGAAAGGUAUGACUACCAAGAACUUUUAUAUAAUGCCACUUUCUGUUUGGUGCCAAGAGGUAGAAGAUUAGGUUCAUUUCGCUUUCUGGAGUCUCUUCAAGCUGGUUGCAUUCCCGUUGUCAUGAGUGAUGGCUGGGAGCUCCCCUUUUCAUCUGCGAUAGAUUGGAGCAGAGCUGCUAUUUGCAUAAAUGAAAAAUCACUGCUGCAAGUUCCAAGCAUCUUGAGGUCGUUCAGUUAUGAAAAGAUUCUCAGCAUGAGACAGCAAUGCCUGUUUUUGUAUUUUGCCUACUUCUCCUCAAUUCAUCAAAUUGUCAGUACGACAAUCAAGAUUGUUCAUGAUCAUGUUGAACCUCACAAUGCUCACACAUAUCAUAUGUGGAAUCAUCCACCUGGAGCAUUGAGUGUCCACACCAGAUUCUCAAACCAGCUUGUCCAUUUUCCAUUUUAUUAUGAUUUAUUUGGAAUCAAGCCUCUCGAAAAGUUCACUGCCAUCAUUCUUGUAGCUGCGGUAGAAAGGACAAGGUCUGGGAAGCUUUUUAAACUUAUAAAGAAAAUAAACCUGUCAGAAUAUGUUCACCAGAUUCUUGUCAUUUGGCUUGCUCCAGUUCGCAUACCUGAAAAAUCAAGUUGGCCUGCAACAAAGGUGUCUUUAAGAGUCAUUUAUCCAAAACAAAAGAUACUGAGUGCACGGUUCCUUGACAGCAACCUUAUAGAAACAGAUGCUAUAUUUACAUUCAAUGAUGAUGUUAUUAUUCAAACUUCUGCGAUCAACUUUGCAUUUCGACAAUGGCGAUCAUUCCCAGAUCAAAUAGUUGGCUUUACGCCUCGUGACCAUUACUGGGACCCCAUAUCAAAUUCAUGGAUGUUUACAUCAAAGAAAUCAAAUACAUAUUCGAUGGUUUUGAUGAAUGCUGCAGUGUACCAUAGGUAUUAUAAUCAUCUUUAUACGAAUAAUUUGCCGAAAGAAGCAUGGGAGAUGAUGUCGUUAUAUGGCAACUGUGAAGAUUUGGUGAUGAAUUUUCUGGUGUCAGAUGUGAACAAGAAACCGCCAAUAAUACUUUCACACCCUCACCAUUUUGAUGAAGGCGAACGGGAAAAGGAAAUCCUUGAUUUGAAAAAGACACACGAUGAUGCGAAACGCAGAGCCGAGCGCUUUAAGACGAAGCAAACGUGCUUCAGGGAGCUUGUCCGAAUUUUCGGAAGAGUUACAUUAAGAAAAUCUUCUCAUAAAUUGGAUCCCCUUCUAUUUAAAGAUCCGAUUUCUAAUUUUAGAAAAAGGUACCGGGAAUUCGAAUAAAGAUGUAGGUACAGUAGUCAAUUAUUUGAAUUUCAUGAAUAUCUUGUGCGGCAAUGGUCCUACUCUUUAUAAAGACUCAAUGAAAAACAAAGAGGGAGGUUUCUUUACUUCUUUCCUCCAUAAAGUCUGUGCAUAAUCUUUCUUUCUCUAGACUCAGGUUAUUGGAAUACCUUGCUUGAGAAAAGACAAUUUUUUCUGCUAAGAUCUUUGCAAUGUUGCUAAAUAGAGAAGAAAUCAAAGAAUAUAUAAAGAUGUGUCUGUUACUGGACUAUCUAGAGAGCUUUUUAAACAAGAUCUCAAUAAUGUACCCAUAAAAAUCCCUUUCCAUUGAUGUCUUCAAAAAUAUCAGAAGUGAUUAGUCAGUCCCUGUAUAUGCCCCUAUGCAAUGUUAAUGUCUUGGUAAUUAUAAUCUGAAUAUUGUAUUUAUUGCUGUGCUUGUCAAAUGCAUAGGUUUGUGGUUUGCAACUCAAGAAAUUGUCAAUAGGCCACACCUAUAGUGUACAGAUUUAUUGUAGAAUAUAUUCGUACGCGUUCCGAAGAGCUUCAUUAAGAGGCUUAUGCAUAAGAAGGGCUUAAAUCUGGGACGUUAUUCAGGGGGAUUUGAUCAAAGGGUGUAAUACAAUCUUCACAGUAAACAUUUUAUAGAUUUUUUAUCUUAGAGAGACAUCGUUUCUGAAGUUGGUAACCAGUUACUUAAAGUUCUUUGUGUUUUUAUAUUCGAAAUUUCCAUAUCAGUUUCUUUAUUUCCUGAUGACUCAGAUAAUAUAGAGAAAAUCAUCAUUUGUAAAAUAGGCCGUUCAAAAUCCAUGCAUCAUUAAAAUUCAUUGCCUUUGGAAAAAUAAAUUCUCCCUGUUGCCUUAACAGAUUUCAUCACUUUUUGUGAGGUUAAAAAACUGUGCUUGAUUGCACAAAACAUUUCAUCUAUCUUAAUCUUCCAAUUUAUUCAAGUAGCACGAUGACUCUAGUUACAAGAAAUUCACCUCGCUGUUUCUUAUAGAUGGAUUUUCAUAGAAGUAAGACAGUUUGCUGUUUGCUACGCAGGCUAAAAAGGAGAUUUGCAAUAUUAUUUCAGAAAACACUUCGUGAUAACCUUACUUAAAGAACAAUGUUUGGCAGAAUGAUAGUCCUUACUUGCUCGUUUUACAUAUUUAGUCAACUCAUAUGUUAUAUUUAUACAGAUUAUAAUCCUUUAGGCAACAAACAUUAAAUUACUGUUAUUUUUCUUAGUAAAUACAAAGCCGUGAGCAUGCAACGGUAUCUUUGAGUCGAGGCUAUCGCUUAACUGUAGCCUCGGUUUGGUAACUCUGUAUGCAUCAUAAUAAUGAGAUAAAACCUAUAUUGUAACGGUUAUUUAUAAAAGACCGAAACGAAACCACAAAGUAAUGAAAUUAUAUUUAGGUCAUUUCGACCCCCUUUACACUACAGAAAAAAGAACGGAACUCUUUGCGACGAUAGGCCUUGCGUUUACACUAGGCAUCUUGGUUCCGUACUAGCUUAGGAAGGGUUCUGUUCUUCUUUGGUUUCGUUAAAAUGGGCAACUCCUUGGUUCUGUUCACAGGUCGUGCUUGUUUUCUCUAGUGUAAACAGUCAGUAACGGAACUUUUUGGUUACGAUUGAAAACGAGGCUUUAUCUAGGGUUGGGCGAGGCUUUCCUAAAAUGCCAGACGUCAUUGCCGCGCCACUGCGCAUUCUUUGCGUGAAAGUUCCGUUCUUUUUACUCAAGCGUAAACGGACUCAAAUUGGGUUUCGUUCCUUUUUGCUACCGUGUAGACGCGAUGAAAAAAGGGGUAUCGUGCCCAAACAAGAACGGAACCAAAGAGUUCCGUUCUUCUCUCUUUAGUGAAACGGGGACUUUAUGAUUGAGCUACCAUACAUUAGCCGAUUAUGCAAAGCUUUAUGAAAUUGAUUUAUUCUACCAUUUGUCUCUUGACACUGGACCAAUAAGAGGAAUAUAUCGAAGUUUUAUGUUUGUAAAAUGUCCUAAUCAAAUCUUCAGAUUUCUAAAGCGUUUUUAUAUUUUUCUAUGCGUGAUUAUUAUUUAUUUGUUUUGAUAUUUGUUUUAAUGUUGAUCUCUGCGUGAUAUAUGAUUGACAAUCCAACGAG